GUGUUGCUGUUCGUGAACACGGCGUCGGCCUGCGCCGAGGUCGUCGAGCUCGUGAAGCGCCACUACAAGGCCAACACGGUGGCCCUGCUCCACGGGAAGCUGCCGCAGCGCGACCGCGACGCGGCGCUGUUGAACUUCCGCGCGGGCAAGACGAACGUGCUCGUGGCGACGGACGUCGCGAGCCGCGGCCUGCACGUGUCGCGGCUGAACGUCGUCGUGAACUGGGACUUCCCGACGAACCUGGAGGCCUACACGCACCGCGUGGGCCGCGCGGGCCGCGACGGCGAGCCCGCGACGGCGCUCUCGUUCUUCACGCGGAACCUCAUCCCCCUGGCGCCCGCGCUCGUGGCGCUGCUCACGGACGCGGGCCAGGCCGUGGACCCGCAGCUCGCC
Molecule: messenger RNA, 393 nt
Organism: Aureococcus anophagefferens
Lineage: Eukaryota; Pelagophyceae; Pelagomonadales; Pelagomonadaceae
Exons: 1
Source: RefSeq, a predicted model, not a curated record